AUGGUCACAGGCACUGGAAAGCCAGACAAGGCUGCAUUUGAUGCAGAGCAAGAGAGAAUCAGAACUGAAAUCGAUGGCUUGCAGACUAAACUUGCUGCCGUCCGGGCAAAAAUAUCUUCGACGAACAAGUCUGAUACUGGAAACGACAAACGGGCAGCUCUUAAGGCUGAACUGGAUAGCAUACGCGGUCAACAGUCAUCUAAUAAGUUAAACCGAGGCAAGACACACGAGCAGCUCAAAACGAUUCAAGAUGGUAUUCAGAAAAAGAUAAAGGACCUGCAAGCUGCUCGUGGCAAAACACCAUUCAAAACCACAGCAGAUGUCGACGCUCAUAUCAGCAACUUGGAAAAACAAGUGGAGUCUGGUAGUAUGAAAGUUGUGGAUGAAAAGCGUGCCCUUCAGGAGAUCAGCCAGACUCGUCGGACGCGUAGAAUGGUCGAAAAGUUCCAGGCAGACCAAGAGUCGAUUGAAGCUGACCGCCAAGAAGCCGACCGACUGAAGAAACUGCUUGAUGACCCGGAGUCCAAGGAAAUAUCUGAGCGUUUUGAUACCAUCAAAGCUGAACUGGACGAACUCAAAAAGGAAUCUGACGAGGCGUAUGCAGGCCGAAACAAGCUUUUUGAAGAACGAGACAGUAUUCAAGCACAACUAAACGCUCUCUUCAAUGAGAAGCGUGAGGCAGCAUAUCAUUUCCGGGAGGCGAAUGACCGGUAUUGGACCAAGGUGAACGAGGACCGCGCUCGACGUCUUGAGAAAGCUCGUGCUCAACGUGAUGCAGAAGAAGCACAGAGGAAAUUGGCAAUCGCCGACGGUCUGCGUGAAGAAGCGUCAAUGCCUGCAUUCCAAACGCAGAUUGAAGAUUGCCAGACUCUCAUUGACUUUUUCUCUGGAAAGUCCUCUGGCAAUGUAGUGUCGUCAUCCUCAUCUGUACCAGCCAAAUCCGAUGUUUCUGGUGUUCCGCAGUUGGAGAUUCGACAGGUGGAUGCAGUUGGGGAGACCAUGGUGGCACUGAAAAAGAAAGAUGAAGAAUCGUAUUUCGUUGGGAAAGGGAAGAAAGGAAAGAAAACCCCCAAAGCCACCUCUCCAGCUGAUACCAGCGCCAUUCAUCUACCUUACGGCCAAUUAUCCGCUCUACUUUCGCUAUCUAUACCGCCUCCGACGGACCAGGCUGAUGUUCCUCGCGUUAUCGAGGACCUGAAGACAAAGAAAGCCUGGUUUGAGGCUAACCAAGUUCGUCAAACAGCGGAAAACAUAGCCAAAGCCGAGGCGGAGAUCCGACGUCUGACGAAUGGCGCCAAGCCUAAUGGCAAGCGGAACGUGACCGUAUCCCCACCGAACGGCGGUAGCGAGCCUCUAGAACCUGCUCUCACUCCUUCGGGUAGCGCAACUCCACGGAUUGAUGAUGAGGUCGAGGAGAAGCUUGAGGAGGUUCAGGUUAACGACACUGAGGAGAACUAG
Suillus discolor is the source of this 1458-nucleotide messenger RNA. RefSeq lists its product as uncharacterized. Gene Ontology annotation, molecular function: mRNA binding. The transcript is spliced from 4 exons. Gene Ontology annotation, cellular component: endoplasmic reticulum; ribonucleoprotein complex; nuclear outer membrane-endoplasmic reticulum membrane network. The record is from RefSeq and is a predicted model, not a curated record. The coding region runs from base 1 to 1458 and encodes 485 amino acids. Gene Ontology annotation, biological process: intracellular mRNA localization. NCBI's taxonomy places the organism in Eukaryota, Fungi, Basidiomycota, Agaricomycetes, Boletales, Suillaceae.